AGCAGAGCUGUCGGUGCUACAAGAGAAAACGGGGAGAUUCAGAUUAGAACGGGUGAGGAGGGGAGCUCAGGACGGGGCCCCGGAAGGAGGCCACGGGGCCAACUGAGCCCAGGCAGCGGGCGCCCCUUGUACUUCCUGUCUGAGGAAUUUGGCCGUCGGGGAAGAGUGGCCCCGUGAAGAGAUUGUGUCUGUUUCAUAAGGGAUCUGAUUCCUGUUUGGGAAACCGAAGCAAACUAUUUCCGGGUACGGUCUGGCCACGUACCUGGCCUCCAGGUCACACUCACAUGUGCACAUUCAGAAACGGGACAAGGGGAAUUCAGCUCAUCAAGGAUGCCCCCACAGUGGCCCCAGGAUUCCCUUCUCUCAGCCCGGGGCUUUGGCCGUGGUCUUGGAGGUUCCUGCCCACAGCAAGUUGGCCUGUGGCCCCGGCGCCCCACCCAGGAUGGAGCAGGGGUGUGGGGCUGCUGGCCCAGGGCGGUUUCCACCCUCAGGAACCUCCCUGGGGCCCGUCCUCGGUCGCCUGCACGAGGCAGGAACAUGUGCUUGCAGCCCCGGCCGCCCCCGCUCCCAAGUCCCUGGUGCCACGAGUAAACUCUUCCUCCUCCAUCCCUGGGAGACGCAGGACUCCCCCCUCCCAGCCUGACUCCCUCCCUCACCUCCCACCCAGGGCGGCUCUGCCGGGCUGCUGCGAGUGGGCUUGGUUUCAUCAGCCCAGGGGGGUUUCUCUUUUAGCUUUCCUUAGCUCAGCCCAGAGUACAACCCUCCCCGGGAUGGUUCUCUGGUGCUUGUAAUCUCUCUUCUCAUUUCCAUCGUGUCCAUAGUUUAAUAAGGAUUUUCUUCACUGUGCCUCCGCCGCCCGCCACUGCUUCCAUUUACAUCACAAUCCAGGUUGUCAUAACUUCCUGGAGAGGCAAAGGCGGGCUCUUCGGGGGCUCGGGGCUCUGGCACCUGGCUGUUGCCCCUCUCUCUGGGCCAUCAGCUCGCAGGCUUGGCCGAGGUGCGGUCAGGGAGGCUGUCAGAGCCUUGAGGUUAAUUUUCUGAGAGUAUUGGUGCCGCCUGAAGCUGAAAUCAGGUAGAGAUAUUCAGUCCGUGGAGAGCUCCCUUUUCUGGAGGGUUUUAAGCGUGUGGUGCGUGUUGUUAGUCUUUAAUCAUCACCCAAGUGAAAUUAUUUUUUUUCCAGUCAGAUGUUUUAAAACGGUGCGAAAGAAUUUAUAAUAAACAGAAGAGAAACCAUUCUGUUGGGUGUUUGACACACUGGCUUCUUCAGAAUAUCAGUUCCUCUGGAUGCUGGUGUGGUCUGGGGGGUGGGGGGGGGGACCACCACCGGAAGAUAUUAAGGGCAAUCCGGCAAGAUUUUCCCUAACUUCCAGGAGUGCUGAAAAGGGAAACUCCUGAGGCUACACCAUGCUGGGAAAUCCCCUGUCCCUCUCAGUGUUCCCCUUUGGUGGCUCCUAAAGGGAGUGCAUCUCUGGAGAGGUGCGCUUGGACUAACGAUGUCUGUGUCCUUAAGCAACAAGAACCAUCAGAGGGUGGCGCGUGAGGAACCGAUUACUCUGGAUCAGGCACCGGAGUGUCCCCCUUGUGUGUGUGUAGACGGCCCCACUGGUGCUCAGAGAGGCUGGUCAUCCAUUCAACUGAGAACGAGGACUCGAAUUCAGCUGCAGACUUAGUCCUCAUUUUGAUCCCAUCCUCCACCCCCCCCCCCCGCCCCAAACAAAACGGUGUGCGGGGCAAAACAGAUGCAGAGCUCAGAGCAAGCAGAGCAUGGGGGAGGGGGGUGGAUGAUGCCAGCGGCGGCCCUGGCGAGCCCUCACCCCGGGCCCUGCGCUGCCCCCGCGGCCGCGUCCCGACCCGCCCUCGGCCGCCCCCUGCCGGUCGGCGGCAGAAGCGCCUGCCCUGGAACCGGGAAGGCCCUCGCACCUGUUUCCUCAGCUGCGCAGUGAGGGAACCCACGUGUCGUGUCCAGCCCCGGGCUCGGGACCCUCAGCUGAUCCCCGUUGGCAACCAUCUGGUGCUUCACCCGCCAGGGUCGGGAAGAGUUGGGGUGAGCGCAUUAACGUGGCCCCUUCCCAGAAGUGACCGGGCAGCACCUACCCAACCUUCAUCCCAGAAGAACAGGCAGCCUGAGCAGUGAGUGUGGACAGAUGGCGGGUCUCGGGGCCUUGCCACUCAGCUGUGAGGGUCACCUGGAGGCUUGUGGAGAGCCAGAGUGUCAGGUCCCCGCCUGCCUGCUGACCAGAUUGCGUUUUAGCGGCACCCGCAGGUGGUCCUGGAUGCCUCCGAGGGGCUGGGCCGUGUGCAGUAUACUCCAUUCUGAGUUUUUGGAAAAGAUCAAAAUGACGACUAAGUCUGCAGCUGGAUUCAAGUCCUAGCGCCCAGCUGGAGGGGUGCGCGACCCUGAGCACUUCCUCCGCCUGUAGGACCCCUCAUCCUAAAUCUGAGACCUAACGAUUCCUAGCCAGUGUCCCCUGACUCGGCCCUCAUUUAGCGAGCGAGCUGCUCCGAAGGUCAAACUCUGAUGGCGAACCUGGCCAUCUGCCAUAGAGCAGACAGUGCUGGUCCUCAACCCUGGGCGGAAGCCUUCUUCACGGAAUGACCAUGGCAAAGCCACGUGAAAAGGGACUUAGGUCCGGGGAGACACUCCCUCCCCACAGCGAUUUGAAGAAAAAUGCGCUGGAUCGUGAAACUGUGGACUUUCCCUCUCCGGAGUCCCAAGGAAGAAAGCCCCCCAUCUGACUGGCCCAGACACUGGGCCUCUGAACCAGAGGCUGGGCCUAGACUUCUCAAGACCCUGUGGCUCUGAUGGCCCAUGUGCCUUGAUUUGCAAAAUGGUCUCGAUCUUUUCUAGUUGAAAUUCUGCUCAGUAAGACACACACCUAAAGCUUCAAAUUCUUCUGCAAAGAAAACUGCCAUAUGGCAUAGAAAAACAUGUGCAUCACAGUUUCUGUUUCUCCCCCUUAAUUAGCUUUUCUCCUUUAAGAAAACAAAAGCCCUUUAUCUUGACUCACCAAAUCAACACUGACCACCUUUGUCAUUGUGAUGAAUUUCCUAGAGUCUCAGGAACCGGAGCCCUGGACCAGCCGGGGAGUGGGGGUCUGUGCCCCAGAAUAAGGACGUGUUAGGAGCUCCCCGUGUUAGAACCAGGAGAACAGAGGUUGUAAAGUAUUUGCCGUCAGGGCCUUCGCACUCUGAGCUGCGUCCCGGGAUAUGGAGCGUGCCGGGCUGUGAAGCCGCGGGUUGGAAGGAGCGGAUUUUGGAAGGAAAUACUUUGUUGGCCUGCAGAAGAGAGUCAGGGUCUGAGGUCACUUUGAGACAGUUUCAGCCUCCAGGGACGCCUGGCGGGUCAUCGUCCCUGGAGCUGAGCAGCUCCGCCUGUGCAGGACCAGCAGCAGGCAUCCUUCCAUCCUCGCUGUGCUGAUGGAGAAUAUGGCCUCGUAAGGGAGGGAGACGGCAGAUAAGUCAGCCAGUGUUUGCGCCAGAUAAUUAAGGGCUUGUGAUAGUUGCCUUGCAAGGAAUAAACAAGGCCUCUGCUCCAGCACGAUGUCAACAGAGAGGGGCUUUCCUGACCACUGUCCAACCUCGGGUUUCCAUGGAAACCAGCCCCCACAUGGAGCAAAACACCAGCAGAGCCACGGACUAAGGCUUACGGCAGUGAGAGCCCAUUGAAUGGGCUGCAGGCACCAGACGCGGGGGCUCCGAGGGCCGAUCCCCCGCGUUUCCUCCGACCCCACAGCCCCGCACUGCGAGCAUCCACACAGCCCUGCAGGCUGGCUGGCAGGGGCGCCCGGUUCGUCCGCAUUAGACCCAUCCUGUGAUGCUUUGUGGACAGUGGCAUAAAGUACCCCUGCUUGUGCGCUGAGGCGGCCCGGCUGUGGACAGAGGACCGAGGAGCCGGCUGGCUGGGAAUGGGCCCAGGGGACAUGCAGACAUGUCUUCACCUGCAGCUUUCUCCCACUGCCUGCGCAGACCUUGAGUAAGCGACUGCGUGAACUAAUGAACCGUUACUGCAAAGACUGAAUGUUUCUGAAGGACUUGGAAUAGUGCUUACCUUGUAGGCCCACCCCCCACAGCCGCACCCACAAAGGGUCUCGGCAGCAGGCAGGUCGUGCGGGAGCCCCCAUGUCCCAGGGGCCCGCGUGCCAUGCCUGGAGCUCGGUCGGCUGUGUCUUCAUUUUCCCGUCUUCUCCGCGGGAUCAUGGGAGACCCCCUUGACCUUGUCUUCGGAGUAGUGCUCGUGGCCAGUCCUGUGCUGGCGAUUUCUUCCUGCUCCUCGGACGGUCGGCUAGCCUUGUACCGAUUCUGCAACCUCACCCAGGUGCCCUGGGUGCCUGGCACCACGGAGAUCCUCCUGCUAAGCUUCAACUACAUCGAGACUGUCACUGCCUCCUCAUUUCCCCUCCUGGAGCAGCUGGGGCUGCUGGAGCUCGGGACUCAGUAUACCCCCUUGCGUAUUGACAGAGAGGCCUUCCGAAACCUGCCCAAUCUUAGAGUCUUGGACCUGGGCGGGAGCCACAUGCAUUUCCUGCAUCUCGAUGCUUUCCAGGGGCUGCCCCACCUGCUUGAACUUCGACUCUUCUUCUGUGCUCUCUCCGAUGCCGUAUUAAGAGACGGUUAUUUCAGAAAUCUGGAGUCUUUGACUCGCCUGGACCUGUCCAAAAAUCAGAUUCGUAGCCUUCACCUUCAUCCUUCAUUCCGGGAGUUGAAUUCCUUGAAGUCUAUCGAUUUUUCCCUCAACCAGAUACCCAUCGUAUGUGAACAGGAGCUCAAGCCCCUCCAAGGGAAGACGCUCUCCUUCUUAAGCCUCGCCACCAAUGGCUUGUACAACAGGGUCCCCAUGGACUGGGCCAAGUGUAUGAACCCGUUCAGAGACAUGGUGCUGGAAACCCUGGAUGUUUCUGACAACGGCUGGACCGUGGAUGUCACGGGGAACUUCAGCAGGGCCAUCAGUGGGAGCCAGACCUCCUCUCUGGUUCUCGCCUACCACAUCAUGGGGGCUGGGUUUGGCUUCCGUAACAUCCGGGACCCUGACCGGAGCACAUUUGCUGGCCUGGCCAGGAGCUCGGUGGUGCGUCUGGAUCUCUCACACGGCUUUAUCUUCUCUCUGAACUUUCGGCUCUUUGAGUCUCUCAGGCACUUGAAGGUCCUGAACCUCGCCCACAACAAGAUAAACAAGAUUGCAGGGGAAGCGUUUUAUGGACUCGACAGCCUGCAGGUUCUCAACAUGUCACAUAACCUUCUGGGCGAGCUUUAUAAUUCUGAUUUCCGUGGACUGCCUGAGGUAGCCUAUAUUGACCUUCAAAACAACCACAUUGGGAUCAUUCAGGACCAGACAUUCAAAUCCCUGAAAACAUUACAGACCUUGGAUCUCCGCGAUAAUGCCCUUAAAACCAUUUCUUUCAUCCCGAGCAUCCCUACUAUCUUCUUGGGCAGCAAUAAACUGGUGACCUUGCCGAAUGUAAGGCUUACGGCCAACUUCAUCCACUUGUCAGAGAACAGGCUAGAAGAUCUGGACAGUCUCUACUUUCUUCUCCGGGUCCCUCACCUCCAGAUCCUCAUUCUGAAUCAAAACCGCCUUUCUUCUUGCAACCCAGCUCAUGCCCCAGUGGGGAGCCUCAGCCUGGAGAAGCUUUUCCUUGGAGGAAAUAUGUUGCAGCUGGCCUGGGAAACCGGCUUCUGCUGGGAUGUUUUUAAGGGGCUCUCCCAGCUCCAGGUCCUGUAUCUAAAUAACAACUACCUGAAUUUCCUUCCGCCAGGAGUAUUUAGCGACCUGACCGCACUGAGGGGUCUCAGCCUCAGCUCCAACAGGCUGACCGUUCUUUCUCCCGGUGACUUGCCUGCUAAUUUGGAAGUCCUGGAUGUGUCCAGAAACCAGCUCCUGUCCCCUGACCCCGAUCUGUUUGCGGGCCUCAGUGCCGUGGACAUAACGUACAACAAGUUCAUCUGUGAGUGUGAACUCCGUCCCUUCAUCAGCUGGCUCAACCAGACCAACAUCACUGUGCUUGGGUCUCAUGCAGACGUCCUCUGCAUGUACCCCGCCUCGCUUGCUGGGUCCUCCCUCUCCUCUGUGUCCAUGGAGGGUUGUGACGAAGAGGAAGUCUUAAAGUCCCUGAAGUUGUCCCUUUUCAUUUUAUCCAGUGUUACCGUGACUCUGUUCCUCACGGCUGUCCUCACGGUCGCCAAGUUCCGGGGGCUUUGUUUCCUCUGCUACAAGGCAGCCUGCAGACUGCUGUCCACAGACCACGCCAAGGGCAGCGGGUCAGACGUGUACAAAUACGACGCGUAUCUGUGCUUCAGCAACAAGGACUUUGAGUGGGUGCAAAAUGCUUUGCUCAAGCACCUAGAUGCUCAGUACAGCGACCAAAACAGAUUCAACCUGUGCUUCGAGGAGAGAGACUUUGUCCCGGGGCAAGACCACAUCGCCAACAUCCAGGACGCCGUGUGGGGCAGCAGGAAGGUGGUCUGUCUCGUGAGCAGGCACUUCCUCCGAGACGGCUGGUGCCUCGAAGCCUUCAGUUACGCCCAGAGCCGCUGUGUGUCUGACCUCGACGGUGCCCUCAUCCUGGUGGUCGUGGGGUCCCUGUCCCAGUACCAGCUGAUGAAGCAUCAGUCUCUCAGGGGAUUCGUGCAGAAGCGGCAGUAUUUGAGGUGGCCUGAAGACCUCCAGGAUGUCGACUGGUUUCUUAAUAAACUCUCUCAGCACCUUCUAAAGAAAGAAAAGGGAACGAAGAGAGACGGUGACAUUCAGCUGCAAACCAUAGCGAGCGUCUCCUCAUCUGCUAAUCCCAAGCCACAGACAGCUCUGCAUCUGUGCUAAGCUACCGUUUGGGGUCCUUUCUCGUAGCUUGUCUUUCCUACUAGGAACACAACGGGCUGUUGGUUUUCGUACCAACACGAUGCCCGUUCUCCCUGACCCCGCCAUGGAGGGGAGUACUGUUUUCUCCCGUUGUGCCGACCACAGGGCGUGCCCCGGUCACGGGACGGGCACCGGGAGACCCUUCCCCAGCACUCAGGCCGUCCCUGCAGAACAACACUGAGCACACGGACAAAGAGGCGGGUUUCCUCCCCCUCGUGGGAACAGUGCCGUUGCUGGGUACGGGUCACGGCUCAUCCCGGGUAGGGGUGACCCCGAGGAGGCCGGGACGAGAAUCGCUAGACGUCUUGGGGCCAUACCACACUUCCUGUUCUGACCCUCGAGGUCUCACCUCUGUGGGCCGAGAACGUUCUUUCUCAGCCUUAUUUCCUCCAACUCAUCAGCCGUUCGGCGGCUGCAGGGAGAGCAAGGCCCACAUCCUGGUCUGAGUCCUGAUUCUGCUCCGGUGGGCUGUGUGACCCAGAGUGCCUGAUGUGCCCUCUCUGGGCCUGGUCUCGUCUGUGGGCAUGUUCGUAUCUACCAAGGAUGUCAGGCUUCUCAAACCUUUCCUUGGUCGCCCUGUUGGCCACAGGGACGCACACUCGGGGGCACCUUUGCUGGCAGUCGAAACUUCCUUGAGAUUGUAUUUUUUUACCUCAAAAGAAAUCUAUAUACAUUUUGCAUUCUGUC
Molecule: messenger RNA, 7540 nt
Organism: Leopardus geoffroyi (Geoffroy's cat)
Lineage: Eukaryota; Metazoa; Chordata; Mammalia; Carnivora; Felidae
Gene: TLR5
Product: toll like receptor 5
Exons: 7
Coding region: 4142-6814 (890 amino acids)
Biological process (GO): toll-like receptor signaling pathway; inflammatory response; immune response
Cellular component (GO): membrane
Molecular function (GO): transmembrane signaling receptor activity; protein binding
Source: RefSeq, a predicted model, not a curated record